Molecule: messenger RNA, 2166 nt
Organism: Tachysurus vachellii
Lineage: Eukaryota; Metazoa; Chordata; Actinopteri; Siluriformes; Bagridae
Product: choline transporter-like protein 4
Exons: 22
Coding region: 1-2154 (717 amino acids)
Biological process (GO): thiamine pyrophosphate transmembrane transport; choline transport
Cellular component (GO): plasma membrane
Molecular function (GO): thiamine pyrophosphate transmembrane transporter activity
Source: RefSeq, a predicted model, not a curated record
AUGCUCAAAUCCAACAGAAUACCACCAGUAUCAAAGAAGAAAAGGGAGAAGAGGAGGAAGAAGAAAAACAGUGGGAAACCUGCCCCACAUAACCCAACACUUAGUGGCCCUGUUGGUAAAAGGGCAUUUACUGAUGUCUUUUGCUGCAUUAUUUUCAUUGCUGCUGUGGUUGGCUAUAUAAUCAUUGGAGGGACAGCUUGGCUUCACGGAAACCCCCUAUACAUCAUCUAUGAGCAGAACUCUGCUGGAGGGUUCUGUGGAAUCGGCCCUAACAUUGACAAACCCAGUGUGUUUUAUUUCGACGUGCUGAAGUGUGCCUCAGCAGUCAAUUUAACAACGACAUUCAAAGGCCCUCAGUGUCCAACAACUCAAGUGUGCGUGAAGCAGUGCCCUUCUGCAUUUUGGUUUUUGCCCCCUAAUGCAUUCUCUGCAGGGGCAAAACCAACUGACUUCUUCCAGCAGGAGUUCUGUGACCCCAGUUUGGACCUUGCCCAGACCACAUUUACGGUGCAAGAGAUCCUGGAUAAAGAGCUGUGCCCGGCAUAUUAUACACCAAGCAAACCAGUUAAGGGAAAAUGUCUGCCCAGUUUCGAUCCAGAUAGUGUUCCAUCAGACUUCACUGUCCCUGGAUCAACUGUGGUUAAAACUAUAGUAAAAAACAUAAUGGACGCUACAAGCGCUCUCGGCUCAAGGUUUAAUGCUAAGUCAAUGAAAGUCGGGCUCAUCGAGGACCUCUUCUUUUCAUGGCAUUGGAUGUUAACAGGUCUGGUGAUUGCGCUGGUGGUCAGUAUGGUUCUGCUCCUGCUGUUGCGAUACUGUGUGUCUGUGGUGAUCGCACUUUCCAUCACUGGUGUUCUGACAGUAGGAACAUAUGGCAUUUUCCAGUCUUACCAGAAGUACCAGAAAAACACUGAUGCACAGCUCCCACUUGGUGACCAUGUCUUGCUGGCUUGCUUGGUGGCUGUGGGCCUCCUGGAGUUUCUUCUGGUCAUCAUUUUCUUAUCCUGUUUAGCAAAAGGACUCAACAAGGCUUUGGCACUGAUGAGGGAGUGCAGCAAGGCGACGGGUGUGAUGUUGUCUACAUUGACAUACCCGUUGGUCACAUUUCUGCUGGUUACACUCUGUGUUUCCUUCACCGUAGUCACUAGCGUAAAUCUGGCAACUUCUGGAUUGCCAGUAUACAACAAAGUGGCCUUGCACUCAUCAAAUGCUGAUUGUAAUGCCAUCACAGGCAAAGAAAAAUGUGACCCAGAGACUUUCAAGGCAUCAGACUACCCCAAGUGUCCUGUGCGUUGUGUUCUUGUUCAAUAUGAUGAUAAAGGCGGGGUUUUCCAGGGACAUGUUAUAUACCUGCAGAUUUGUAUCUAUCUGGUGUGUUUGUGGUGUCUUCAUUUCAUCAACACACUGGGCCAGUGCACACUAGCAAAGACCUUUGGCACCUACUACUGGUCUUUGAAUAACCCUCAGAAUAUCCCCCGAUCUACCGUAUCCAGAGCGUUUUUCAACAUGAUAAGGUAUCAUACUGGCUCCAUGGCGCUUGGUGCCGUCUUCCUCACCAUGUUCCAGGUCAUCCGGGUUGUUCAGGAAUAUCUUGAAGAUUUGAGAAAUGGUAACAAUAUAUUUAAAGACAAACUUUGCUGCCUAUGCUACAUUCUAAAAAUGCCGCUAAAAUUCUGCUUCUUCACCUGGGAUAAAUUCUUCAAGUACUUUAACCGGAACGCAUACGUAAUGAUUGCAAUUUACGGAGACAAUUACUUCUUGUCGGCUAAGAACGCUUGCAUACUGUGGGCGAAGAACAAGGACAAGGUGGUGGAAGUGGCAUGGGUUACGGAUUUGGUGCUGUUUUUCGGGAGACUGCUGGUGGUUGUAGCGAUAAGUAUCUUGGCAUUCUGUUUCUUCAAUGGAGAUAUAAAAGUGUCAGCUGACAUUUUCCAGGCCGAGUUGAUGAACUAUGUCUGGCUUCCGAUUAUUGUGCUGAUGGUGGGAUCAUACUUCAUUGCUCAUGGCUGCUUCAGUGUGUACAACAUGGGUGUGGACACAAUCAUCCUCUGCACCAUGGAUGAUCUGGAGCGCAAUGAUGGGACACUGCAGAGACCCUACAGGUCAAGGAGCAUGAUUAAGAUCCUACAACAGCAGGGCGACUAUGGUAUUUAACAAUUAUUUGGC